UAUUAAUGAGAAAUACAUGUACACGUAAAAGAAAAAGGACAAAUAUAAUAUUUAUAACCUUUGCAAGGAUGGAUCUGUAAAAAUACCACACUCAACUGACACAUAUUUGAAUGGAUGGCUGAGAUCGUUUCCCAGCCCGACAUAUUCGAAUGGAUGGCUGAGAGACGCCGCUGCUCGUCUCGCCAUGGACCUCUCGCAGAUACUAAACACCCUUCGCUGCCGAAUCGUCUACGCCCGCUACAGUGCGACGAGCUCGUGCUCCAGGAAAGAUCCUCCAUCGCCUUCCUUAGGGUUGCCUCGCGGGGGAUCCCCUACCGGGAGGAAUGGCCCUUCGCAAUCCAUCUGCUGGGCGAACGAUCUGUAACCCGGCUUCUUUUGUUUUCCAAGAACGGCGCGAAGUUUUUGUGGAAGUCGAUGCCCCGAGAGAUGAAGGAGAGCGGACCGGAGCUCGUCGCCGCUUGGAAGAUCGGACAGUGCCUCUAGACUCGGGAUUAUGCCGGGGUUUAUGAUGCAAUCCAUGGCUUUGAGUGGAGCCCCGAAAUCGCUGGCUUGGUCAUCGCCUUCUCAGGUAGCAUCUCCCAAUAGAUUGCCGUUUCUUUAGAUUGGCUAGAUGAAUUCAUGUGAACAUGCAUUUCUAUUACUCCAUCUAAGCUAUAUAGCUCUUGAUUCACACAUAAUCUAGUGGAGUUGUGGAACUCCAAUAUUCUCUCA
Messenger RNA from Musa acuminata subsp. malaccensis (wild Malaysian banana), 711 nucleotides. NCBI's taxonomy places the organism in Eukaryota, Viridiplantae, Streptophyta, Magnoliopsida, Zingiberales, Musaceae. The record is from RefSeq and is a predicted model, not a curated record.